AUGAAUACGUUGUGCAUUAAGGUGACCGCGCCGGGUAAAGUGAUUCUGCACGGAGAGCAUGCCGUCGUGUUCGGAAAGACGGCGGUUGCCAUCAGUCUGGGCCUCAGGGCGAGCAUGCUGUUGAAGACGACAUCUGAGCCUCGCAUCUCCUUGAACUUUACGACAGUGGGUAUAAAGGAAUCGAUACGGUUAGACCUCGUCGACGAGGAACUCUCGAACUGCCGGAGAUACACGGAGGAUCCCGAGGGAUUACCUCACGAAGAACACCUAAUCAAAACUGAAAACUUUGUCAGAGGGUCCUUCCAAGGUUUCGACCUUCUUAAAAACACCCAAAAGAAUGCUCUGGUGGCCUUCUUCUACGUACUCUUUGGAAUAUUCGGCGGAGAACGUCUCGCAUGCGGCCUCGAUAUUAGCUUGGAGUCCGAAUUGACGGUCGGUGCGGGUACAGGUAGCUCGGCGUCGUUCGCCGUGUGCUUAGCCGGCGGAAUGCUGGGUUUGGCCUCCGAGAAGAGGGGGGGAAGUGCGGAGACGCUGAACUUUCAGGACAAGAUGCUCAUAUCGAAGUGGGCGUACAACUGCGAAAGGAUCACGCACGGCACUCCAUCAGGAAUCGACAACACUACGGCCACCUUCGGCGCUCUGGUGUCGUUCCGGAAAGGUGAGAAGCCCCAACUUCUGAACCUGAAACUGGACUUGCGCAUUCUGCUGGUGAACUCGCGAGUGAGCCGCGAAACGCAAGUUUUAGCGCGAAAAGCGCGAGAAGUGGUCGAGAGGAACCGCGAAAUCGGCGAAUGCGUUUUGGGUGGGAUCGACCACAUCGCCAAAAAUGCUCUAAAGAUUUUGCAGAAGCUCUGUUCAGGCGACUACGAAGGGGGGAGCGAUUGUCUCUACGCACAUUUGGCCGAAUUGUGGAACAUGAACCACUGUCUGUUAGCGUCUCUGUGCGUGAGCCAUCCGGCCCUGGAGAGCAUCAGAGCGAGUGCCACGAGCCACGGCUUCGCUUGCAAGCUCACGGGCGCAGGAGGAGGAGGAUACGCGAUCGUGUUAGUACCGCCGAACACCAGGCAGUCUCUUCUAGAGGGGCUCACGCGAGAGCUACUCUCCAAGGGCUUCCAAGUCGUGGACACUAAUCUCGGAGGGCCAGGGGUCACGAUCUCCACGAGCAGUUGA
This is a messenger RNA of Leptosia nina, 1170 nucleotides long. The record is from the annotation of a GenBank genome assembly. Lineage: Eukaryota; Metazoa; Arthropoda; Insecta; Lepidoptera; Pieridae.